AUGGCACAUUUCAGCAGAGAUGAUAACAGCAGCAUAGAAUAUGUAGAUGCCAUUCCCAAAAAUGAAAAGACCGCAAAGCAGAAACGCAUGUGGAAAUGGAUUGCUAUUGCUGUUGCCAUCAUUGUUGUCAUUAUCAUUGUGGUGGUUGUUUCUGUAGUUGUGACACAACAUAACAAGAGCAACAACAACAACAGCAGCAGUAGUGGAUCUGGUACAAGCAACAGCCAAUAUCCUAUCUCUCCUUAUGCUCACAUGACCACCAUUGUAACCAAUAAUGACGACUCAUUGCAACAAAAGGAGAACAUCUAUGUCGUUGGAGAUGUCCAUGGAUGUGUGAGUGAAUUGGAUAAAUUGGUCACCAAACUCAACUUCAAUCCAGCCACAGACCAGCUCAUUCUUGCCGGUGAUUUGACUGCAAAGGGACCUGACAGUGUGGGUGUCAUUCGUAGGGCCAAGGAAUUGGGUGCACUCUGUGUGCGUGGUAACCAUGAUGAUAAGGUGAUUCGACUCAAGACAUACGAGCUUGAAAAGGGCGAGAACGCAAUGUACCCACUCAGUGCUACUAUGCCCGAGGGCAAUGUCCCAGACCCAUUGAAAUUCAAGAAUUACCACGUUGCCAUUGCCAAAAAUCUCACCCAGGACGACUAUGAUUACUUGUCAUCUUGUCCAGUCAUGUUGCAUAUGCCCUUCCUGAAUGAUGUGGUCGUUGUUCAUGGAGGUUUGGAUCCAAACAUCAACUCUCUUCAAGACCAAAUUCCAUAUUUAGUCAUGAACAUGAGAGACAUUGACAAGGAUGGACCUUCGCCUGAAAACAAUGUUGGAACUCAGUGGGGAACGGUGUGGAAUGAAAAGCAGCAAAACUUGACGAUGGAGAACACAGAGAUUUUUUACGGCCAUGAUGCUAGUCGAGGAUUGAAUCUAAAGAACACUACCUUUGGUUUGGAUACGGGAUGUGUCUAUGGAAAACAAUUGACAGCCAUGAAUGUGCGCACCAAAGUGAUGACACAAAUCGAAUGCCCACUCUACGUCAAGCAAGGGGUGAGCAUCAUCAGCAUGGACGAAGCCAACUAA
Messenger RNA from Mucor velutinosus, 1071 nucleotides. RefSeq lists its product as uncharacterized. Gene Ontology annotation, molecular function: endopolyphosphatase activity; phosphatase activity. NCBI's taxonomy places the organism in Eukaryota, Fungi, Mucoromycota, Mucoromycetes, Mucorales, Mucoraceae. The coding region runs from base 1 to 1071 and encodes 356 amino acids. The record is from RefSeq and is a predicted model, not a curated record. The transcript has 3 exons. Gene Ontology annotation, cellular component: cytoplasm. Gene Ontology annotation, biological process: polyphosphate catabolic process.